AUGUAUUCGGUGCCUUCUAAGGAUCUGGUGUUGUUCACGCGCCCUUUCCCGUCCUCUUUCUAUGGCGGAUCGUUUUCUCAUCGUCUGAAACAUCUUCAGAAAAGUGAUCGGCGUGCUAAUAUUUCAGAGAUUUUUCUCGAGGAUUCUUGGGUAUACGAGAUCUUUUCUGCAACUUUUCACUCUUGUAGUAGAGGGACAGCUGCAUCCCACAUAAUGUCAUCUGCUCAAGAUAUAAUCGGCCCUAGCGAGUCAUCAACUGAUCCACCUGACUCAGCUUGUCAUGAUUCAGGAUAUCUUUCUAUGAACGAUCUCAAAAACUGUUUGAACGAGUUUGUAAAUAUCGAGAACUUUGAGAUAGCAACUCGUGGCUUCAGUCCAUCUCCUGAGGGGAAUGAUAUAAGCAAUGAGGAGAAGGAAGUUGAACAUAACCAAUCCCAUGGGAGGAAUUCAAACAUUGUAGCUUCUGAGAAACACUUUAGCAAGUGUGCCACAUUUCCAUCUCCUGCAUCCCCUGGCGAGCAUAAAAAAUUCCCUGCUGAAGUAUUGUUGGAUGGGAAAGCGAAGCAGGGUAAUGAUAUAACCACUGUAGUCUCAACAUUGAAUGGUGAUGCCGAAUCUGCUGAUCAGUCAUAUUCACGUUGCAUAUCCUUGCCUACUCCUAUGAAGCUUGUAUCUGCCAUGAAAGGUAGCCGUGAAAAGCAGGGAAUACCACCUAAAAAGCUGAUAGUAACGUGGGCCCCCGACGUUUAUGAUCCAGUUCCUUCAGCAGUGCCACACGUGGCAUCAAACAAGCAUCAUCGCCAUCGGAGUGAUAGCAGGAAGUACAGUAAGACCAAACAGAAGGGCAGUGGUAAAUCUUCACGAGGCAGCAAGGGAAAAGACAAGAAGCAAGCUCGGAAGACUCUUGGAAGUGCUAGCAGUUCUUUCAAGUCAUUCAAUGAUUAUUACAUAAUGCAUGGUUUUGAUGAGCCUCUUACUGGUAUUGAGAAUUUCGAUGUUGGCAACCCAGUGGCAUUCUGCGGAAGUAGUUUUCUUAAAAAACCGGUCUCCAAGUUGCACUUUGCAGUGACAGAGGCUACAUGA
Fraxinus pennsylvanica is the source of this 1083-nucleotide messenger RNA. The record is from the annotation of a GenBank genome assembly. Lineage: Eukaryota; Viridiplantae; Streptophyta; Magnoliopsida; Lamiales; Oleaceae.